ACCAGCAAAGGCAGAGAACGUGAGAAAUUCCAGGAACUGCACCGUGUCCAUCUGUCCGUCCCCCUGUGUGACUGAAACCGAAUCAGAUUAAGGAUGCUGGGCUGUGGAUGUGUGCUGCUCUCUUGUCUGCUGACACUGACCUUGUUCCACUGCAGUGCCGAAAGCCUUCACAUACCGCAAGGAAGACCAGAGUAUGUGGAAUCUUCUGUCGUGGAGGGCCGCAGUGUCCAGCGAGGCCAAAUGGAGCAGAAAACCUCAGGAGCACUGAGUGCUAAACUCCUCCUGCACGACCAGUUGGUUCGGCUGGAGAACGAUGUCAUUGAGACCAAAAGGAAACGAAGCUUCCCUGGAUCCAACACGCCACUGGACCGUCUGUCAAUCAGCACCAUGGACCCUAAAAGCAACAAGCAGAGAAAGGCUGUUGAACUGCCGCGGCGGCGAGUCAGCGUGCCGAUUGACCGGAUUGGUGUAGGCCGCCUUCCCAGCAGCCGAGGAUAAGCUCCCCCCAUGACCACGCCCCCGGCAAAUACAGGGGAAUAUUGCAGGUAGAUGAUAUGCAUGAUAAGCACACCAGCCAACACAACUCACUAACCACUGAACGAUCUCAGCGUCCUCAACACACGUUUAAUCAUCGCUGCUCCAGAGCUGUUCUUUCUCUUUAAAUGCAGAAUUAAUAUCUGAUUACUAUCAGUUUGGAUCCAUUAUCAUUUUAUUUCAACAUAUAAACUGUUUUUAGAGUAGUGCAGGGAGCAAAACCUGGAAGAUCAUAUUAGUUUCCCAAAGAUUAGCAUAUAUGCUAAGGUUUUACAAUUGAGUUUUUUUUUUUUUUUUUUUGGUUCAUGAAUAAAAUAAAGGUAUUAUGAAAUAUGGGCUGUGUCCAAAAAGUUAGGCAGCUGACUUGUUGCCUUGCUGCACUAUCAGUCACUCUGGAGGUACGUUUCUUUAUCAAAACUGAUU
Molecule: messenger RNA, 957 nt
Organism: Danio rerio (zebrafish)
Lineage: Eukaryota; Metazoa; Chordata; Actinopteri; Cypriniformes; Danionidae
Gene: ostn
Product: osteocrin
Source: RefSeq, marked validated